AGGCCGACCGCAACAAUAAGAAGCUGUACACGCUGAAGCAGGCCUCACGGCAUGUUAACGACAUGGCUGCUGUUGUUGUCACCUCCACCAAACAUGGGCAGCAGAAGAUCUCUGAUCAAGGUGUGAUGGACUUCUCUGGCAUGUCUCUGAUCAAGCUGAAGACAGAGGAAAUGGAAGCUCAGGUGAAGGUGCUGCAGCUGGAGAGCCAGCUGGAGCAGGAGCGAGUCCGUCUGGGGGAGCUGAGGAAGAGGCACUACGAGCUCGGGGACGCCGCCGAUGACGCAGAGAACGGAGACGAUAGCUUCCCGCCACCGCCACCGCCUACUCUGCUGGACUCAACGCCAGAGCCUCAGCCCUUGUCACAGACCAAUCCCUUUGCACCGGCUCGAACGCUGCCUCUGUCUCACACACCAACAAACACCUACUCGCAGGCCCAAUCCCAUCCACCUCCACAGACCUAUACCCCUCCACAGAGCUUCACCGCUCUGCAGACCUACAUGUCAACUCAAACCUACACUCCUACUACAACCUACACGCCUCCUCAAACCUACACCCCUACUACAACCUACACCCCUCCUCAAACCUACACCCCUACUACAACCUACACCCCUCCUCAAACCUACACCCCUACUACAACCUUCACACCCUCGCUGCCUUACGUCCCAGCUCAGCCCUACACACCAAACGUGACGCAAAGUUACUUAAAUCCUCAGUCUUACUCACCGUCACAACCCUCAUCACACACAUCCAGCCUCUCCGGGCCUCAGUCCCCAUCUCUGCCCCAGAAGACCCUGCAGAACAACACCGAGACCACCAAACCAGCCUCAAGGAGAUCAAACAUCUUUACCAAGUCUGGAAACUUGCUGAAGAACGCGUUCAAGCGAGGUGAAACUGGAACAGGGGAAUCUUGAUGCUUGACUGAGAUUUUACUGGAAGUAUAAAUGUACUUUUUAACGUAUUAAAAACACUGAUUUUAAUCUAAUUUUAUCUCUGUAAAAAGGUUACAGGAGGUUAAACGCAGCACAGGUGAUGCACAAAAAUGUUUGUUUUAUUUCAGUUAAAUGUGCAAAGUAAAGGUCGAUGGAAUAUUUUCAAACUUAUUUUGUAAUCAUACUGAAGCCUAUAUUAUGGUACUGAUUCCUGUUGUUUACCGAAUUGAUUUAUUAAAUACCAUAAAAUC
Messenger RNA from Micropterus salmoides (largemouth bass), 1180 nucleotides. RefSeq names its product mucin-2-like. The record is from RefSeq and is a predicted model, not a curated record. Bases 63 to 911 code for a protein of 282 amino acids. Gene Ontology annotation, molecular function: phosphatidylinositol-3,4-bisphosphate binding; clathrin-cargo adaptor activity; clathrin light chain binding. Gene Ontology annotation, cellular component: actin cortical patch; clathrin-coated vesicle. The transcript has 4 exons. NCBI's taxonomy places the organism in Eukaryota, Metazoa, Chordata, Actinopteri, Centrarchiformes, Centrarchidae. Gene Ontology annotation, biological process: endocytosis; actin filament organization; clathrin coat assembly.